Macrosiphum euphorbiae (potato aphid) is the source of this 855-nucleotide messenger RNA. The record is from the annotation of a GenBank genome assembly. NCBI's taxonomy places the organism in Eukaryota, Metazoa, Arthropoda, Insecta, Hemiptera, Aphididae.
AUGUCAAAUCAAUCGCCAUCCAAAUCAGACAUGACUAAUUGCUCGGUGACAGGCGACAGCAAUGGCGUUGGUUUUGAGCCAAUUAGAAAUUUCAAAUGGACUACAAGAUUUGAAAGGUGUUUGCUACUAAACAUGAAGGGCCUGAAGCCUAGUGGAAUUAACAAACACUUAAGUAUAAUUCUACUAAAAGAAAAAAUGUCUAAAGAGUUGCAAGUUAAUGUACCAAUUAAGCUUCUAUGGAAUUAUGUGUCAUCUAAAUGGGAUAUUAGAGCUGCUGAUAUUAUAGAAAAUAUAAGUUUUGAUACAAGUAAGAAAGACUUUGAAUUACCAGAAGAGUUUGACCAGUUGAUUGUUGAAGAAGGAGAAAAAAUUAAAAGACUAGAUGAAGAAUGUUCAAAUAAUGAAAUUCAGAAGAAAAUAUUAUUAAAUUGUGGUGUUAAAACCAGAUCCAAGUCUAAUUCUAUGUCCUUUCUAGACCCGAAAGAUGGUGUCAAUGAGACGAUUCCUUCAACAUUAUUAGAAAGCUCUCCAGCUAAAACAAAUGAAGUUGGAUCUGACAAUGUCCCAUGUACUAGAAGAUUAUUGCGUUCAAAUGACAAACUAAAAAAUAGUAAACUUGAUGAAAAAAACAAGUUAAAAUAUUUGGAACAGUUAAAUAAAACAACAUCAAAUCAGUCUAAAGAUGUAGAGAAGAUUGAAAAAAUCUCAAAUCGUACAGGUCGAAAAAGAAAAAUUAGACACGAAUCAGAAUCUAGUUUUUUUUCUGAUAAUAACAAACAUUGUAAGAUUUAUAAAAAUAAUUUAACAGAUUUAAAAAGUUUGGGAUGUACUUUCAUGAGGCAGGCUACCUUGUAG